UCCGCUCGGUCGCUCCGACUCGUCUUCCGGUCCUCCGACUUUCGCCACCUUGGAUCUCGCGUGACCAUCCGGAUGGCCCGAUGACAACGGGAGCUGAGAACCUUUCCGACACCCUGGGAAUUGCUGCGACAAACUUGCGGGAACGGGAAACAAUUGUUAGGGCUCAGAGAAUAAGAAACGAUUAUUGGAGCUGCGAGAAUGUGAAAUGAUUUUUGGAGGUGUGAGAAUAAGGAAUAAUUGUUUGAGGUGCGAGAACGAGAAACAAUUGUUAGGGCUGAGAGAAUAAUAAACGAUUAUUGGAGCUGCGAGAAUGAGAAAUGAUUUUUGGAGGUGUGAGAAUAAGGAAUAAUUGUUUGAGGUGCGAGAACGAGAAACAAUUGUUAGGGCUGAGAGAAUAAGAAACGAUUAUUGGGGCUGCGAGAAUAAAAAGUAAUUUUCGGAGGUGAGAGUAAGAAACAAUUGUUGAAGGAGGCUACGAGAUGCGAAUGCAGUUUAUGGAUCGGUAGCGUAUCCGCGCCAAGAUCAUUUUGGAAUUUGAAAGACUGGAGAAUUCCGAGGUGGGGUCUAAAAGUGCACUUCAAGGAUCAACGAUGAACCAAAUAUCGUGCUGUUAGUUUAAUGCAUUGUUAUUCGUGACGAUAGAAAUUGGAAAGUGAUCCAGUGCCUCGAGCAGGGUGCAAGAUUUCUGGUUACCACCUAUUAGAAGUACCCUGAUGAGUGAAGUCGUCCGCACCUUCCUCAGGGUUAAUAGCAACGAAGAGUGAACUGGUUCUUCUAAAUUCUUCCUAUUAAACUUGAAGACACCUUCGGAAAUUCAGACCAUGACCAAAGUACCCUGGAAAUACUGAAAUAAUUCAUACCAUCAUUGUUAACCCUUCUAAACGGUUCUAAAAUAGCUACCGAAGAGAUCUUCGAGGGUGGCGUCGAAAGCCUGUGGAAAGUCAUACACAGAAUAUUUCGUACACGGACCCAUGACAAUUCCUACAAAGCAACAAGAAAAGGAGAACUUAACCUCUUUGCCGAUACGAGGCUUGGCUCGAGUCCUCGCGUCUGCUCGAGGAAUACUUUCGACACCUCCGGUCGCGCGUGACUGCCCGAUGAUAUCGCGUUGUUCGUUGGCUCAUUAAACUGGCAUGCCGAUGACGGUUGAAGUCGUCGGAUAUUCGAUUAACGUUGUCGAGAGGCCCGAGAAUUCGGUCCGGGAAUUUCCCCAAGAGAUUCUCGCCGAGCGCGGCUACGGGGCGGGAAUAUAAAUAUAUAUGAUAUUCGGACUGAAGUCUGCGCGCCGCCAUCUUGGAAUCUCUUCAGCUCGCGGCGACGGCGAAGUAUUUAAUCCAUUAAAUCGUCCCUUGAGAUUCUCCGCCAGAUCGAAAUGAUCUGACGACGAUCCCGAUGACGUUAUCUCGGAAAUCCUCAGAUUCUCCAUGCACCGGGGGCACUUUUCUCCGCGUUAAAAAGUCCUACAUCAAGCGCCAAUGACUCACCGUUGGGUUUCAUCUCGAGAUUGAGGGCCCUCGUUGUGAAAAAUCGGACUUGGAUCGUUAUCACAAAUGUUCUUCGCGGAUCGACUCUGUCGAUACUUUGAGGGAUUUUAAGAGACCGGGAAAGUGGACGAGUGGAGAAUGAGGUGACGACGGUGGUGGUUGAAAACAAUCGAUGUUCGAUUUUCGAAGGAUGCAAGAACAGCGCGAUCGUAGCGUCACUUUGGACUGUUGUUAUCAACAAUGGCCUGGCCAAAAACUGGAGCAACGACCGCUCCAGCAUCCGGUGGGGACACCUUCGCCGAUGCAGCAGAUCGAAGCGUGUCUGCAGACCGCUGGCCAGACGAAGAGGUCGCAGACUCCGCGCUUGGAGGCGACGCUGACGCAGCUCUCCUCGUCGAUGUCGCCUUCGGAGUCUCGUAACGACAACAACAAUAACAAUAAUAGCCUCGGUGGAAACAAUAACGAGGGCGGGGAAAAUGCAGGAAGCUGCGCGGCGGAUCUGCCGCCGAAGAGGCCCUUGCAUCCUGCACUUGCAGGUGCAGGUGCAGCCCUGGAGGCGAAGCCUCUCUGGGAAGAGUUCUAUCAGCUGGGCACAGAAAUGAUCGUUACCAAAGCUGGUCGCAGGAUGUUUCCGACAUUCCAGUGCCGCAUCUUCGGACUGGACCCGAACACCGAGUACCUCCUGGUGAUGGAUUUUGUGCCUUGCGACGACAAGAGGUACAGAUACGCCUUCCACAGCAGUGCCUGGGUCGUUGCUGGUAGAGCCGAUCCCAUUUCACCUCCCAGGAUCCAUGUGCAUCCUGACAGUCCUGCCAAUGGGGCACAUUGGAUGAAACAACCGGUCUCCUUCGACAAGCUGAAGCUGACCAACAACCAGCUGGACGACAAUGGCCACAUCAUUUUAAACUCGAUGCACCGAUACCAGCCGCGAUGCCACGUGGUGGUGGCGCCCUCUCCGCCAGGCUCGGGGCCCGACCCGAGGACGGAGAACUUCAAGACGUUCGCCUUCCCGGAGACUAGGUUCACGGCCGUGACGGCGUACCAGAACCAUAGAAUCACGCAGCUGAAGAUCGCGAGCAACCCUUUUGCUAAGGGUUUCCGAGAUUGCGAGCCUGACGACUGCGAUUCCCAGGCCGGAAAUAACCAAGCGGUGCAGAGUCCUGCGAAAAGGGCAGCCACGGCUACGGGAAACAGUGCUCUACCUAGUUACGCGGCCGUCGCGGCGGUCCCGGCGAUAGUGGCGCCGCCGAUCGCCGCGGCGGGUUCCGGAAUCGCCGCCAUGCCCGGUCACGAACAUCAUCAGUUCUACGCCACGACGAGCGCCGGUCACUGGGCAUACCCCAUGACGACCACCACCACGGCCACCCAUCACGUCCUCCACCCUCGCGUCAACUCGACGCACUAUGUCGCGCACGCGCACUCGCAUGCGCACGCCCAUCAUGGUCACGCUCCCGGGACCGGAACCCACGCCUCCCCGCUUUACGGCCCCCGAUAACGACGCAAGGCCACCCCUGCGCCCGGAAUAUGGAUAAAUCAAAGAGAACCGACCUGAGAGAACCUGCGGACGGACUUUUCAUCCUCGAUUUCAAGGCGAAGAGGCUGGAAGAACUGGAAAAGGACUCGACCAGGAGCGCACUCCGGUAAGAGUCCGCCAUUUUGGUUGCGCCGUGUAUUGCUGAAUUUCGGUGGAGGUUCGCACUGUAUGGGGUGAUUUCUGAUGUUUCGGGAUAGGUAAAUGUAAUUGCGGUUAAGGUUCGAUCGCGAAUGAGAGGUGCAAUUAUUUUCGAAUCGAGAUAAUGACUCUUUAGGAGUUGGAGAAGGAUUUGACUAGCUCACUUCGGGAAGCGUCGCCAUUUUGGUUGCGCCGAGGAACGACUUUCGGUGGAGGUUCGAAAUACCGAAUCAUGGUGUUUUAGGUGGGUAGAAAAGUCUUUGCGGUUUUUAAGUAUCGAUCGCUUAUAAAUCCACAAUUAUUUGUUUAUUGACUUAAUGUUAGGCGGCGCUUAUACCGUAAAAUAGGGGAAGAGAGGUCAGAGAUUUACCUCCGGGUGUAAACCCAGCGCAAGAAGUGACCUGUAUCGUCUAACCCUUAAAGGAUACGUAGGUGGUCUAUAAAUAUUCAGUUAGCCUCAAUGUAAACUUCCCUGGGCCUCCGUGUCUCUAUACGUCGAGCUCUAGUGGUUUUACGAGCCAUUUCGUUUAACGUCUUUUCCGCCGGCCAUUUUGGCUCGCCGCGUACAAAUCGAUCGAACAGUUUCCGUUCUCGUAGGGUAGGACCGUUUAUAAUGUAUCGGUUGAUAGUUAGACGUUUCCCGGAAAGGGAAGGAAGUGUCCUUUGUAGAGUGUUAGAAUCAAAGCGUCUAUUUAUGUGUGGUGUCACGAGGGCCAAAGGGCGCAUUUGACUACACACGAGAGCCAAAGCAAGAGAAACUUAAACGUGCCGUGACACCCCUUCAGGGAGACCCCCAAGUGCCUCGAUAAAUUAUGCCCGAGUGUCGUGCCAUUACGUGCAGCUUGCACGUAGUUAAGCCUUAAUAAUUAAGACCGAAUACUACAUUUUGCCCGGUGAACAAGACGCGUCGUCGGUGAAAAAAUGUUUUGUCGAUGGCCAUCCCGCGAAAUCGUCAUUGUGCCAAGAUUUCAUGUACGAGCGCCAUGUUGUAUGUGAUAAUGUAUGCGAGAG
Molecule: messenger RNA, 4167 nt
Organism: Orussus abietinus
Lineage: Eukaryota; Metazoa; Arthropoda; Insecta; Hymenoptera; Orussidae
Product: T-box transcription factor TBX1
Exons: 4
Coding region: 1657-2979 (440 amino acids)
Biological process (GO): cell fate specification; regulation of transcription by RNA polymerase II; positive regulation of DNA-templated transcription
Cellular component (GO): nucleus
Molecular function (GO): RNA polymerase II cis-regulatory region sequence-specific DNA binding; DNA-binding transcription factor activity, RNA polymerase II-specific
Source: RefSeq, a predicted model, not a curated record